AUGGCUGCUUGCGAGGAGACGGGCGGGGGCCAAGUCAUCAACUCGCUGCUGGCGCCACCCGAUAGUCCUCUGAUCGACUCGGUAAUCGUCACCAUUGCGCCGACGUGGCUCGGCCAGGGCGGCGUCGUCGUGUCGCCGCCCCGGACCCUCGACGGCAGCGGGAACCCCGCGUCCCCCAUGCGGCUCGCCGGCGUGUCUUGGCACCCGCUUGGCGAAGACAUCGUUCUAUGCGGUAGGAUUUCAAGAAGCUCGGAGUAA
Messenger RNA from Lasiosphaeria miniovina, 258 nucleotides. RefSeq lists its product as uncharacterized. Lineage: Eukaryota; Fungi; Ascomycota; Sordariomycetes; Sordariales; Lasiosphaeriaceae. Bases 1 to 258 code for a protein of 85 amino acids. The transcript has 2 exons. The record is from RefSeq and is a predicted model, not a curated record.